Molecule: messenger RNA, 900 nt
Organism: Helianthus annuus (common sunflower)
Lineage: Eukaryota; Viridiplantae; Streptophyta; Magnoliopsida; Asterales; Asteraceae
Exons: 1
Coding region: 1-900 (299 amino acids)
Molecular function (GO): catalytic activity
Source: RefSeq, a predicted model, not a curated record
AUGAAUGUUCUUUCUUUGAAUAUUCGUGGGUUAGGGAAUCCGGGUAAAGCAGAUUGGGUUCGAGGUUUACGCGUUCAUCACGAGGUGAGUUUUAUUAUGAUUCAAGAAACGCAAUUUGUGGAUUUGGAUUCGGUGGAUGUUGGGCGUUUUUGGGGUAGAGGGGAUUUUUGUUUUGAUUGGGUAGCUUCAGCUGGUAGAUCGGGAGGUUUGCUUUCGUUAUGGGAUCCAAAAGUUUUUGCAAUGAGGGAGGUGUCCAAAUUUUCCAACUGUUUACUUGUUUCGGGUAAUAUUAAAGGUAGUGGGGUUUCGAACCAUAUGCUCAAUGUGUACGCUCCUCAAAACGUGGUGGCUAAGCGGGGGUUGUGGGCGGAGAUCGGUGAGUUAAUUGGAGAUGGAGACGUGUUAUGGAUGGUGGCAGGGGAUUUUAAUUCGGUUAGAAGUGAAGGUGAAAGGCGAAACUCUAUUUUUAAUGCGUCGGAGGCUAAUGAGUUUAAUGACUUCAUAGACAAUACGAAUCUUCAUGAGUACUCGUUGAAAGGGAGGCGAUUUACUUUUGUGGUAGGAGAAAAAUUAAGCCGUAUUGAUCGUAUAUUUGUUAACUGGAACUUUUUCAUGGAAUGGCCGAGUGCGGAGUACGUAGCGCUUGAAAUGAAUAAGUCGGAUCACAGUCCUUUAGUGUUGAAGACCGUUUAUAGGAAUUUUGGACCUAAGCCGUUUAGGUUCUACAAUUCUUGGCUUGAUCGAGAGGAUUUUGGUGAAGUUGUAAGGAAGUCGAUUGGUGAGGGGCAUUAUGUGGGGCAUCCGGACACAAGGUUGACGGGGAAAUUCAAAAGUCUUCGUAAAGAUAUUUCGGUUUGGGUCGAUGAGUGCAAGAAAAAGGAAUUGGGUGAAAACUUUUAA